AUGCCUAUUGUCCGUGCAAUGUCACGUCUUACUGUUCGAAACACACCUUGCAAAUACCCAUUGGCGCCGUUCUAUGCCAGAGUCGCCCCAUAUUCAUCUAAAGUGAGCAACCCGGUCGCCAGCUCGCCGGAAUCUCAGGACAUCAACAAAGCCCGAGGCCUAGAAGGUCGGCACUCCGACACCGCCGAUACGCGCUCUACUCAGUCCCCAAUUUCCUCCUCGAACAAGACAGAAUUGGGCAGCGAAGCUCACGAAGGAGAAGAACAAACAUCCACCGAUGCACUGAUCAAGAAUGACCCUAGCAAGUCCCCAGAGGCUAAGAGGGAGAAUGUAAAGAAGGCUGGGCAGAAGCCUAUGGGGCCUGAGGAUCGCUGA
Molecule: messenger RNA, 375 nt
Organism: Penicillium bovifimosum
Lineage: Eukaryota; Fungi; Ascomycota; Eurotiomycetes; Eurotiales; Aspergillaceae
Exons: 2
Coding region: 1-375 (124 amino acids)
Source: RefSeq, a predicted model, not a curated record